AUGUUUGACAACGCUGUCGUUGCACGCUACUCUUCCCCUGCCACUGCUGCCCUUAGCCGCCUCAUACUGCCGUACCUCUUCCCUGACCUCGCCGCUUUUCUCACAGUCGCUGACCUCAUUACGCACCUUCGCACUAGUGACAUUCGCUACCACGCUGCGCUUCCUGCUGAGUUCUGCGCCAAGACCCCCCCCCCUAUGUACAUCACCCUCUACUACAUAGUCACGCGGCUCCCUGACACCCUUCGCUCGGUCAGGGACCACUUCCUCUCUGUUUGCCCCACCACCCUCACCGUUGACCUCCUCGAGGAGCACCUCCUAGCAGCAGAAAAGAGUAUAGUCGCUGUAGGAGCCUCUCGUGGUGACCCUCGUACCCCUGUCUUUGAGGGGUGCUCCCCCUCCCCCAUCUUGCCCUCUGUUGCCUCUGCUGCUGCGGCCGACCUCGUUGGUCUUGAGUCGGUCGGCGCGGCAUCUACCCCUAGCGGGAGACGCCGCUCAGGGGCAAGGGGGGCAAGGGCGCUGGAGGAGCUGGCGGGGGCAGUGGAGGUGGCGGAGGGGGUGGGGGUGGCGGUGGGAGUGGUGGCGGGAGUGGGGGCACUCGUGGCGGCAGUGGAGGCGGAGGAGGCAGCGGUGGUGGCGGUGCGAGCGGAGGUGGUGGAGGUGGAGGCGGUGGUGGAGGUAGCGGCGGCGGAGGUGGAGCUGGUCGGGGCGGCUCUUCGCAGAGGGUCGGCUCCGGUGGUGCGGGGUGGGGGUGCUGGUCCCUGUACCUACGUUCUACGUACAGGCGACCGCACGGGUGAGCAGUGUGGGGGUCUGCACUCCACCCAUCGCUGCUUCGGCCGCCUGACGGACGCUUGGCGUUAUCAGUUCCCCGACGCUACUGAGAUCCCUCCCUGGGGCGAGCUGUUUAGGGCGGGCAUUGAGGCUGCUGCUCUAGGUGCUGGUGAGGCUGCUGCUCUAGGUGCCAGUGAGCCUGCUGCCCCAGGUGCUGGUGAGUCUGCGCUCUCAGGUACCGCGUCGGCUCCGGCCACCCACACCUUCACCCUUGACUCGGGUGCUUCCCGCUCCUUCUUUCAAGACCGCACCACGCUUACGCCGCUUAGUCGGCCAGUGGCAGUCUCCCUGGCAGACCCCUCUGGGGGUCCUGUCCUUGCCCACUUCUCCACUGUUCUACUGUGUCCGGCGGCCCCUUCUGGCACCCUAUCGGGUCUUUACCUCCCCUCGUUCUCUACAAACUUGGUGAGUGGUGCUGACCUCCAGGAUGGAGGGGCCUGCGGGUGCUUCUCGUACUGGAGCUGGUGGUGCUGCGGGCGUCGGCGCUACUGA
Closterium sp. NIES-65 is the source of this 1323-nucleotide messenger RNA. The record is from the annotation of a GenBank genome assembly. NCBI's taxonomy places the organism in Eukaryota, Viridiplantae, Streptophyta, Zygnematophyceae, Desmidiales, Closteriaceae.